AUGGAACGAAGGAGGGGAGAUGACGUAGGCAUAAAAAAUGGGAAUAUAAAUUUAGGGAGUGGGAACGAAAUAGAGGUUGAGGAUGAUAAUUUGACGUGCCCGCAAGCUGAGGAUAGUGACGAUGCAGAGUUGGAUGAUGAUUGUUUUCAUCAAUUUCUUGAUGUUGAUGUUAAGAAUGUGGGUCAAGGAAGUAGGGGUUCUAAUCAUUUGGCCGAAUUCGAAUCUGUGCAUUCAGAGGCUGUUACUGCUUCUGAGUUACCGAACGAGAACACGUUGGCUAUGCUUUCUGAUCUAGAAGAUGAUGAGUUGUAUGAGGAGUAUGCAUGUGAUGACAAGGACAAUAAGGCAAUAACAAGGUAUGAGAAAUACAAUUGUGCUCAAAUGUGCAAGGAGUUUGAAUUUAAGUUGGGAAUGGAGUUUAAUUCAGUCCAACAGUUUCGAGAAGCCCUCAAGGAGUACUGUUUGCUACAUGGGUAUGAUGUUAAGUUUCUUAAAAAUGAUAAGGAAAGAUGCCGAGUUAGGUGCAAGAAGAAGUGUGGUUGGUUGAUACUUGUAAGCAAAGUUGGUGGCUCAAUGACUUUUCGAGUGAAAACACUUGGACCAAAGCAUACUUGUGGGGUAACAUUUAAUUCAAGGUUAGCCACAUCAAAGUGGGUUUCAGAAAAGAUAGUAGAUCAUAUGAGGAUGAAUAAGAAUUUGAAGCUAGGAGAUGUGGUUUCAAUAGUAAAACAAAAUUAUAUGGUGCAACCUUCAAUAAACAAGGCAUUUUGGGCUAGGAAGAUUGCAAAGAAAACAAUAGAGGGAGACCACAAAGAAGAGUACAACAAGUUGGUAAACUUUUGUAAUGAAGUCAAGAAGAGAAAUCCGCAAUCUACAUUUGCUUUUGUCACUGACACUACUUAUUAUGUAGAUCGCCCACGUGUGUUUAAGAGAUUGUAUGUGUGCUUAGAACCAGUGAAAAGAGGUUUUAUGAAAGCAUGUAGGCCAAUUAUUGGAUUAGAUGGUUGCUUCCUUAAGGGCACAUACGGAGGUAUUUUGUUGGUGGCUGUAGCUCGCGAUCCUAAUGAUCAAUAUUUUCCUCUAGCUGUAGCGGUAGUUGAGACUGAGAACAAAGAUUCUUGGACAUGGUUCUUAAAACAAUUGUUUGAUGAUAUUGGUAGUAUGGCUAAAAAGAAAUGGGUUUUUAUCUCAGACCAACAGAAGGGAUUGGUUCAAGCUUUUGGAGAAUUACUUGAAGGUGUUGAACAUAGAUAUUGUGUAAGACACUUGUAUGCCAACAUCAAGUCAAGGUAUGGUGGUGGAACGGUGAUUAGAGAUUUAGUGAUACGUGCAGCGAAGGCCACUUAUCCCCAGCUUGGAAAGAACUAA
Molecule: messenger RNA, 1368 nt
Organism: Neltuma alba
Lineage: Eukaryota; Viridiplantae; Streptophyta; Magnoliopsida; Fabales; Fabaceae
Exons: 2
Coding region: 1-1368 (455 amino acids)
Source: RefSeq, a predicted model, not a curated record